Molecule: messenger RNA, 447 nt
Organism: Paramecium pentaurelia
Lineage: Eukaryota; Ciliophora; Oligohymenophorea; Peniculida; Parameciidae
Source: the annotation of a GenBank genome assembly
AAUGGUUAAGAUGAAUGUUCUCAAUGAUUGCCUUCGUUCAAUUGUGAAUGCUGAAAGGUAUUAUAAAUUAUUAAAUUUGAAAAGACAAGGAAGAAAAUAAGUGUUAAUUAGACCAACAUCAAAAUUAGUUGUGAAAUUUUUGCAAGUGAUGUAAAGACAUGGAUAUAUUGGAGAGUUUGAAAUUGUCGAUGAUCACAGAAGUGGAAAGAUUGUUGUCGAAUUAUUGGGUAUACAUUUUUUUUUUACUUUAAGGACGCAUCAAUAAAUGUGGAGUCAUCUCACCUCGUUAUGAUGUGACCUUAGGCGAAUUUGAGAGAUGGGCAAAUAACAUUUUACCAGCAAGAUAAUUUGGAUGCGUUGUGUUAACUACUAAUGUUGGCAUUCUUACUCAUGAAGAGGCUAGAUAAAGACAUAUCGGAGGUAAAAUCCUUGGUUUCUUCUAUUGAU